Anthostomella pinea is the source of this 840-nucleotide messenger RNA. The record is from the annotation of a GenBank genome assembly. NCBI's taxonomy places the organism in Eukaryota, Fungi, Ascomycota, Sordariomycetes, Xylariales, Xylariaceae.
AUGCAGCUAUUCAACACCCCCACUCCUGUAUUCGUCGCUCUAUUCUAUAUUGUGGCCUUGGUCCAAUGCCGAGUCGCUCUUCAACCACGUGUCUGUCUGGGACUUUCAAGCAUUGGCGAUUUCCUCAAGGAUUUGAAAAAGUCAUCGGGGAAGGUAGAGGUCGACAAGUCGGCGUUGCCGCAGCCUGUCUACAGCAACGACCUAUCCUGCGCGGGCUUGACGCGAGAAAUAGCCCAGUGGGAUUAUCCUGCCGACGCUUGGCUGAAGCGCAUCGAGGCGCAAGACAAGUCCGCUGACUGGCACUGGGACCACUACUAUAUAUCCCACAAGUCCACCGGUGUGGUCGCCUCGUACAAGGUGGACGUCGUGAACGGAGCCUUCAGCUACGACUACGGCGGCUCGUGGGAGAAGGGCAACGAGAUCGGCUGGCCCAACAUCGACUAUGGCACCAUGCUUACGCACAAUUACCUCGAGGUGGCUGGUCGGAAUCUGGCCGAACUCCGCUUCAUCGGACAGAGAGACUUCAACAACAAUGACGACGUGGCCGCCGUCAGGGAGAUCUUCAGCAAACAGGGCGAGAACUGGGGGCCCGGCGGGUUCCUUGAGCUGAACAAGGGGAGUGACCUCUGGGACGAGUUCGUGAAGAAGAAUGAGGUUGCGAAGGGUCAGGUCCAGAUGUUGAAGGACUACAAGGACGAGUUUGGCGAGAAGCAUAUCUGGAAGUUCCAGUUCUAUCUGGAUCAGAACAGGGCCUACAAGGACGCACAGGAGCCGGUGGUCAGGAUGAUCACUGUACUUGCGGAGCCUUUUGGGAUCGGAAGCGACAGCGAUGACGAAUGA